Messenger RNA from Colletes gigas, 5113 nucleotides. RefSeq names its product dual specificity protein phosphatase 15-like. Bases 690 to 1736 code for a protein of 348 amino acids. The record is from RefSeq and is a predicted model, not a curated record. Gene Ontology annotation, biological process: protein dephosphorylation. The transcript is spliced from 8 exons. Gene Ontology annotation, cellular component: cytosol. Gene Ontology annotation, molecular function: protein tyrosine/serine/threonine phosphatase activity. Lineage: Eukaryota; Metazoa; Arthropoda; Insecta; Hymenoptera; Colletidae.
ACCCUCCUACCGAUAGAGUCGAAACGUACGGAUCCCCAGCCAGUGCGUUACGCGGUUCGCGUAUCCGUUCGCUUAAUCGCCCGUUCGUUGCGUGUGCGUGCACAACGUGUUAAUCAGAAAAGGUGCCUAUAACGUGAAAGUGUUGACUGGAUCCAUGGCUCUCCCUUAAAUGAGGAGAGGCAGGCUGAGAACGAAAGCGAGUUUUUCAUUAUUCCUCGAGGAGCAUGUUUCUUAUGAUCGUAUGAACGCGUGUUAAAUUGGAGAACAGGAGGAAUCUGUGUUAAUAGAAACGAGUCGGUGGUCUCUGACAGAGAAACACGGGACAUUAAGGUUGGAUAAUAUUCUGAUAAUAAAUAAUGUCGAACAUGCUGGUGCGAAGAUAGUGCAUUGGAAGAAACGCGUACGAGGACUUGUAAGGUUUCAGUUGAAGUAAUCAAGUAAAGAGGAACUGGUGCGAAACCAUCUUCAACGAUGAUGCUGGAGGAGGGACGCGGUGGCGGGAACGAAGCAAACUGUUGUACAACAAUAAGUCCAUCGGGGAGCAAGCUCGAGAGACGAAAGAUAAGGGAGGAUCGACGAAUCGUCCUGGGUGUGACCAGCGAUUAAACUGAUCGUUUUUAUCGUCAAUCUACGAAUUACUUAUUGCAGCCCCGGGGGGAAUUUGCGCGCGCUACGAUCAACCUGACAUCAUGGGGAAUGGCAUGAACAGGGUCCUACCCGGCCUUUAUAUCGGGAAUUAUCAUGACAGUAAGGACGCUGAUCAAUUGGAGCGAUUCGAGAUCACGCACAUACUGGCGAUCCACGAUACCGCGCGUCGAUUGCAUUCCGACAAACAUUAUUUAUGCAUUAUGGCGGCGGAUAGCCCGGAUCAAAAUUUGUCACAGUACUUUUCCUUGUGCAACGACUUUAUACACGCAGCACGUCUACGCGGCGGGAACGUCUUGAUACACUGCUUGGCCGGUAUGUCAAGAAGCGUCACGGUAGCAGUGGCCUAUAUCAUGAGUACCACCAAUCUUUCGUGGAAAGAGGCACUCAAAGUCGUCAGAGUGGGCCGUUCCAUUGCCAAUCCAAACGUCGGAUUUCAGCAACAGCUUAAAGAUUUCGAAUCCAGUCGAUUGCACGAGGAACGACGCAGGUUGAAGGAACGAUUUCCAAGCUUGGCACUCACGGAAUCCGAUGCAGAAGUGUGCCGUACCACUUUAAGAAAUUACGAAACCAUGGCAUUGGCACGAGAAGUGUGUGAAGGGAAAUGUGCCAUGGGUCGUCCUUGCCCGACUGGACUCUGCAGGCAACCUUCCAAAAGAAGUCCAAGAAGGAAGGCUUCCACAGGCAGUACCAGCAGCUUGACCACCGGAAGAACGCCACCGCAAACACCAAGAAUGCUACCGUCUGCACCACCCUCGCCAGCCAUGCAUAGAUCGACCAGUGUACUCUCGUCGAGACCAAGGAGCGGACCUGCUGGGUUACAUUAUUACACCGGUUCCGCGCCACCUUCCAGGGCAGUGUCGAGGGUGGACCUGUCGGGGGCGGUGGCCUGCAGCAGUAGCAGCACAAGUUUGCAAUCGAUAGGCAGAUCGGGGAUGUCCGGGAGCAAUUGGAGGCUGACGGCAGGAUCCGCGCCGAAUACACCGAGACCAACGCCACCGGUUUCCCCCCAGCGUUGGUCGAGACGAUCAUCCAGCCGGCAGACACCCCAAUUGCCAGUCUCUUCCGAAACACCAUCCUCGACCACGUAGCAUAUGCGGAACUUCGCUUCGUUCUCGACUUUGCCCGAGUAACGACGGAGCCGAUUCGCUCGUGGGACGAGUUAAUUGCACAAGAAACGUCUUACAAUGAGUGAACCCGUCGUCGGACGUCCGACGAAGCUUGGAAACGUCGGAACGGACACGGCUUGCAUAUCAGAAAGCUUCGAAACAGCGUUCAACGCCAGCUUGCCAUUUAAUUGCUAACGCAGCCUGUGAACAACGAUAGAAACGUUAAGAAAGCUAUCGAGAACGAACUGAAGCUCGAUUCCGUGAGCUGUUAAGAUUUAAGAGCUUAGCGUUCAGUGAAUCCCUUAGUCGAUAAACUGUGACAUUAGUUGAUAAACUGGAACAAAGACGCGUCUGUUACCAUGGUAGGGAUAUCGAUGAAACUAACGUGCUACCGUUUAUUGCACCCGUUCUUGGGAUUUUAUGGUUGUUUCUACUUUCAUUAGUUAAUUAGCAGAGUAACGAACGGUUGUACCAGUCGGCUCAAGCCCGGAAAUUGUUGUUUUCGGUCGAAAACGCUCGCGCGGCUGCUUUUGUAUUAUAGCAAGUUUCUUCAAGCAACCGAACAACGCACGCGACAUCGCACAAGAUAUUACCUAUUCGAUCACAGCGAAAGCAAACGCGAUCAUCGAAACAGUCUCACCGACUGAGCAAGGGAACGGAUUUCGGGUAAUUAGACGCGACGUACGAGGCGUUGGAUCCAAGAAAAUAAGUUCCCAUUGAUCGGGAAUAGAUUCUUUUUGUCUUUUACGUUCUUCGUGUGCACCUUGAACUAUUCUUCUACAUCAUUUUCACGACCUUCGUUAAAGUUCCUAAUCCAUCUUCUUGCUAUCGAAUCAAAAGCUGACGAUCUGUACAAUUUCGAAAGGGAACUUGCUUCUUGGACGCGUCUCGUACGAUUUUUAACUUGCGCGUGAUGCAGUAAUCACCGACAAUCUUGCGUACGAUCGCACAUAGACGCAACGUGACCUCGAUCGUAUUCUCUUCGUAAAGACCCGAACCUCUUGUUGAUUAGCGUGUUUUUUUUUUUUAAAAACGAAGAGACGCGAAGGAUAACAAUUUAGCAGAUAUACAUACAUGUAUAUACGUAUAUCGAAUUGUCCAAACGUGUAAAAGUUUACCAGUAGAGGCACUCAAGUACUUUUCCAAUAUUAUUGUCGAAACGUAGAAGAAUUUCGCUGCUGGACGGUCGGGGAAUCGCCGUGUUUCUCGAUCAUCUUUGCGUACGAGCGUCUCCUGUUAAAUUCAUCGGUCAGAAAUUAACGAUAACACCGUGCAAUUUUUUAGCACCAAUGCACCAUCGGGUAGCGUAGAAUAUGUACAAUUCGCCGGACGAACCGCUUGAAUCGCAUAAGUUCUCAUCGGUACGCGUCGAUUGUGUUCACGGUAUCUCCGAAAAGCAAUUCGCGCGAGCGCAAUUGUGGCUUUCCAGCCGGGAAAGCGAAGGGAAUAAAUGUAUCUGAUAAGAUUUUCGUCGAGCAACCGGGGGUCUGGGAUCUUCGACGAGAGACAAGAGAAGAACGCGGAGUCGUUGUUCCUCGAAUCGUUCCAUUUCAGUUUGUUCGCGAACCGUCCAUUGCAAUUGUUGGAUUUGUAGCGAUACCACGCUAUUUAGCGCAAGUUGUUGAUCCAAAUGAAACCAUAUACAUAAUAUACGAAUAUAUACAUGCAUAUACUCGAGGCGUGGAUGCUGGUAAAUGCGUUUUGUGCACAGGGAGCGUAGGAGGACUGUACGCGGUACAAUUGCGCCCGCCAUUGUCGCGUCAUCAUUCCGUUAAACGCUCAAGGCCGUUUCAGCCACCAAGAUUUUGUCGAAAGAUUUCUAAAGUGAUACUUUACUCUUGAACAGUCGAGCAGCGUUACCAUUGUUAACACUUUACCGACCGGUAACGGUUGAUUAAUCGGCUAUCGGUCGGUAAGCGUUGGCCGGUAAAACAGUUGAUUGAUAGGCUCUCAGCCGGUAAGCGUUGGUCGGUAAAACAGUCGAUUAAUAGGCUAUCGGUCGGUAAUGUGUUAAGAUCCAAAGAAUGUUGUAAUCGUCUCGACUUUUUGCUGUAUUUGUCAACAACACUUGCAGGCUGAAAGAGUUGAGUUAACGUUUUGAAAUUUUUAAUGCUUAAAUCUUGUGAAACUUUGCUUUAUGGAACUUACGUUGGACUGCAGUCCUUAAACUAAAUAACGAUGCGAUUAAUCAAAAGUUGAAGACUCUCGACUGUUUUAUUUUUAAAGCACCAUUAUUCGAAUGAUCAGCCUCUUUCCAUGUGCACGAUACGCUUUUAUUACCAGACACCUUGUACGCGUACACACUCGGUAGGCAUACGUUGUUACAAAUGGUGAUUUCAGAAAAUUUUAUAACUUGUUGGCAAUGGUGAUUAUUAUGCGACAAUGUCGUACAUUAAGUAGACGUGUUGUUACUGAUUAUUUCAUGCACCGAAGUACGAUUCACUUGACGAGCGAGACAGCAAGGCGUUUGCGAACGGAUCACCGAUCACAUCUCUCCCGUCGUCAAAGCGUAUUUAAUCGAUUCGCAUGAUAGAAUCAUUUAUUUUUCUAGAACCAUUCGAUUUCUCAUAGCGUAAAAUGAAGAAUCAAUUAGCAAGUAGACAUUUGAGGCGCUGUUAAAAGUACGAAAGGCGCAGGUUUCAUUCGAUUUUUUAGCGUUAUUCAAUCCGAAGGAUGAUUUUAACAGUUUGUCAGCGAGGAUUUAGCUGAUGUUACAUCGUUAAAGUCACUUUCUCAAUGUGAAGCUGCAUUCUUUCGAGUAGUCUGAUCAUCAGUCCCACCAAACCGAUCAAAUUAAUCGACCGCGCCCCGUUUUUCGUUUAUUUUCUUUUCUUUUAUUAAUCGUUUAAAUUGAAUGUUGAUCAAGCAAUAAUAUAUAUGUAUAGAAGAAGCGAUUUAAAUUAAUUUCAUCGGUCUUGGUUGGUUCAGUUAUCGUUUCGAUCGGCUCCAGAGAAUACAGCGGUGAUAAUGUUAAAAAUUCACAAAAUAUUUUUUAUAAACUUAUUGUUUUCAAGGUUUUGCUCGAUAUUGACAUAUCGCUGUUAUAUUAAUUAAAUAUAUAUUUAAAUAUACACAAAUACACAUAGGGCAAAGAAACGCAUUAAGUAGGGAGGAAUACUCUACGAAUCGCAAGCAAUCUUGGGUUCCGUUUUUUCCAUCUUAGAAUUUUCCGCCGAAUGGACAACGUUGUAUUAACCAUUUACUGCGUCGACUAUUUUUUAGAAUAAACAAAUUCUGUUGGAUAGAAAAUGGCACAAGAAUUAUAAGAAUAAUGCUUAAGAAAUUAUUUCUUACCAAUAUUUAUGUAUAUACAGGGUGUUCCGCCAUCCCUGGGGGAAAAAUUUAAUGGGAGAUUCCAG